Messenger RNA from Rhipicephalus microplus (southern cattle tick), 742 nucleotides. RefSeq lists its product as uncharacterized. Lineage: Eukaryota; Metazoa; Arthropoda; Arachnida; Ixodida; Ixodidae. The record is from RefSeq and is a predicted model, not a curated record.
GAGGUUUUACUAGGCCAUCAUAUUGUUGCAGAGGUACAGAAGAGUAGUGAACCGACAUCCGGCGAAGCGGAAGGAUACACUUUACUCACACUUCUAGUCAUAUACAGACCUACCGCCUUACUACCAUGUACAAAAGGUUACUUGUGGUGAUAAUGGUACUUUACGUUGCCGGCAAAACGAAUACAAAUAAUCAUCUACCAACACGUCUUCUACAUAAAUACUCAAUCAAGGACUUUUUCAACAGCUCUGAAUGCAUAUGGAUGUGCAAGGCGUCAAUGCGAAUCGCCAUCCGCUUCCAGUAUGACCAAAUGACCAAAAUAGACUCUCGGUUCAUUUUCUUCAAGAGAACUUUCUUGAUCAGAGGACAAAGGCGUAGCAUUGAGCUUCGAGGAGAACUCAACCCACGACACAUGGACCGCAUGGAUGUCAGUUCCCGAGGGUUACCAGCUGUUCUUCGGGAAACUUUGGUUUAUGAGGCUCGAAAUUCUUCAUGUGCCGUUGUGAAGAUCCGGCCAAAUAUACAAGGUGCAGCAUCUUAUUACGAGCUUCGAGUGAAAAACACUUGUAAUAGAGCUGUGAUUCACAGGCGGUGUUGGAGACACUAUUAUAGCGUCACAGAUCAAGAGAAAAAAGAUCACGGGCCAGAGUGACAAGAUUGUGUUCACUCACGCGAGUUUACUUACGAUGUGCUCAGAUGCAGUAUCUAUUCCUAGCAACCUGAAAAUAUUUAUCCCUUGUAGUA